Messenger RNA from Peromyscus californicus insignis, 14096 nucleotides. Its product is annotated as zinc finger protein 14-like. Gene Ontology annotation, biological process: negative regulation of transcription by RNA polymerase II. The record is from RefSeq and is a predicted model, not a curated record. NCBI's taxonomy places the organism in Eukaryota, Metazoa, Chordata, Mammalia, Rodentia, Cricetidae. Gene Ontology annotation, molecular function: DNA-binding transcription repressor activity, RNA polymerase II-specific. The coding region runs from base 673 to 2349 and encodes 558 amino acids. The transcript has 5 exons.
UACAAUGCAGUGAAAUGCCAAAACGGAACAGGUUCAUUCCAGAGAGUACAGAUAUGUUAGAGUUUUUGUUUUUAAAUUUGUUGUUGUUUAUUUUGCUUCCUUGCUUGUUUUGGUUUUCGAAAUAGGGUUUCUUUGGGUACUAUUAUCUGUCCUGGAGCUAGUUCUCUGGACCAGGCUAGCUUCCACUUACUGAUCACGAUUAAAAAUGCCUGACCAUGCCGGGCUUCUUUGUUUCGUUUUGGGUCAGGAUCUCACCAUGUAGCCCUGAAUGUCUUUUACAGAAGUUCGCCUUCUAGAGUGUGGGCACCUGAACUUUCCUAAAAUGUUUUGAUACUUUUCGCUGAGUCAGUAGAGUUCUCCAAUCAGGGACCAUAGUACUAAAAGGAAUGAACUGUCCAAUCGGGAGCACGGAUAGUAGCAGCGUGCGUCCCGGAAGUCUUUUUAAUGCUUUGCUUAGUAACGGGAUCCUUGUGAGGACCUGUUUUGGGAGACUUUGUGUUCUGCCGACUACAGGCAUCUUUGGAAGGAAACCUAGACACAUCAGAAGCACGAAAUGGCCUCCUGAGGUGACACUGGCCACAGACACCAACACAAAUCCCAGCUGCAGCUGGACCAUGGACCCAGACAUGGUCCUUGGCAGCAACUUAGGCCCAGACGACAUCCUGGCUCUGCAUGGAAGGAAUGGCCAAUCAGGAGCCAGUGACCUUUGAGGAUGUGGCUGUGAACUUUACCUUAGAAGAGUGGGCUUUGUUGGAUUCUAGUCAAAAGAAGCUCUACAGUACUGUGAUGAAGGAAACAUUUUUGAACCUGAUCUCCAUAGAGAAAGCACUAGAAGAUAAUACUGAAGAGGACUACAAAGAUCUCAGCAGAAAUAUGGGAAUUCAGGUGAUUGAGAAAGACUGUGAAUAUGAAUGUGAUAGUGACUGUGAUAAAAACCAGGAAUCUAUUCCAGAGAAUAUUGUCAAUGAAGAUAUACCUCCUGGAAUAAGAGUUCAUGAAAGCCUAUUGCAUGUAAGAAAUGUUAUUAGUUAUUCCUUCUCACAUGGAUAUCUCAGAGACCAAACUAAAGGGAUACCAUCUCUAGAUAAGGAAGCUACAAGAAAAGCUUUUACAUAUCAGAAACGUUGGAAAAAUACCAGUCAUUUUGAAUCAAUUCAGGUACUUGAAACUCCGAAAGAGAAACCCUAUAAAAACCAAAAAUGUCAUGAAACCUCUAGGAGUCUCCCUUUUGAUCAGCCUCAGAAGAGAACUCACACUGGAGAUAAACUCAAAGAAAAUGACUUAACAAGAGACACAUAUGGCCAAAAUGAUGAAGGAAUUCAUAAAGAAGUAAAACCAUUUGUAUGUAAACUCUGUGAAGAAUCCUUCAUUGAUUCCAGUGAUCUUAUCAACCAUGAAAAAAGUCAUAUUGGAGAGAAAAGGUAUAUUUGUAGGCAACGUGGCAAAACAUUUAAUUAUGCAAAAUGUUUUGAAAACCAUAAAGUAAUUCACAAAGGAGAGAAGCCUUAUGCUGAUAAACAUUUUGGAAAAGCUUUCACACAGUGCAAUUAUCAUAAUAGUCAUGAAAGCAGUCAUAUUAGACAGAAGCCUUAUGCAUGCAAGCAUUGUGGGAAAGCAUUCACCAGUUCCACUUACCGAAACAUUCAUGAAAGAAUUCAUACUGGAGAAAAGCCUUAUGUGUGUAAGUAUUGUGGAAAAGCCUUCACCAGUUCUGCUCAUCGUAAUAUUCAUGAAAGAAUUCACAGUGGAGAAAAACCUUAUCCAUGUAGACAUUGUGAAAAAGCCUUCAGUGACUUAAGUCGUCGUAACAGACAUGAACGGAGUCACACUGGAGAGAACCCUUAUGCAUGUAGGCAUUGUGAAAAAGCCUUCAGCGACUCCAGUCGUCGGAACAGACAUGAAAGGAUUCACACUGGAGAGAAGCCUUAUACAUGUAAGUAUUGUGGGAAAACUUUUACCAAUUUCACUUCAUGUAAAGUUCAUGAAAGAAUUCACACUGGAGAGAAGCCUUAUGCCUGUAAGCAUUGUGGAAAAGCAUUUACCUGCUUCAGUCAGAUGAACGUUCAUGAAAGGGUUCACAGUGAAGAGAAGCCUUAUGCAUGUCAACAUUGUGGAAAAACCUUCAAAACUACUGCUUGUCGAAACUUGCAUGAAAAAAUUCACACUGGAGAGAAAGACUUUGUCUGUAAAACAUGUGGGAAACUGUUUAUUCAGUCUAGUGAUCUUAAGAAGCAUGAAAGAGUUCACUCAAAAGACAAGCCUUAUACAUGUAAGCAUUGUGGAAAAGCUUUCAGUGACUCCAGUAGUUGUUGCAGACAUGAAAGGCGUCACACUGGAGAGAAGCCUUAGACACAUAAGCCUUGUUAAAAAACCAAUUUCUGUUUGUAUAAGGCUCUUGAAAUAGUCCACACUGAAGUGAAACCUUAUGCAUGUAAGCAUUGUGGAAAAGCAUUUACCCACUCCAGUCAUCCGAACAUUCAUGAAAUGAUUCACACUGGACAGAAGCCAAAUGCAUGUAAACAUUGUGGAAAAACCUUCAACACUUCUACUUGGUGUAACUUGCAUGAAAAAAAAUCACACUGGAGUCAACCCCUUUGUGUGUAAAAUGUGGGAAACUUCAUUCAGUCCAGUGAUUUUAACAAGCAUGAAAUAGUUAACUCAAGAGACAAGUCUUAUGCAUGUAAGGAUUGUGGAAAAGGCUUCAGCUGCUCUGGUGAUCUUAACAGACAUGAAAUGUUGUUCAUGUCUGUUAAGCUUCACACUAGUUGGUAGCCUAAUACUGGUAAGCAUUGUGGGUAACCUUCACUAUUUCCGGUUGGCACAAAAGUAAUAAAAACAUUCACACUGGAGAGAAACCCUCUGUUUGUAAACAUUUGAGAAACUAUUUCUUUGUUCUUGUCAUUUUAUCCAGCAUAAAAGAUCUCACACUGUUGAGGAACCUUAUCAUCCUCAGCAAUGUGGGAAAGCCUUCACCCCUUGCAGUUUCUGUAACCCCUCAUACAAGAAUUUACAUCUGAAAGAGGCCUAGUGCGUGUGUGCAUUUAAGUAUUGUGCAAAAACCUUCAUCAGUUCCUGUUGCCAUGAUGUUCUUGAGAAUUCACCCUGAAUACAGGCCUUAUGUACAUAAUCAUGUGGAAAAUCCUUUAGAAGCUCAAAUACUCAAUUUUUUUCCCCACUGGUGAAAGACAUUAUGUUUGGAGUAAUGUUCAAAAAUAUGUAAAGUUUUUAGAAACCUUGUCUUUUUAAAUAAUCUGUUCCUGAAUUUCUGUGUUUCAAAUCCAUGUUCAAACCCAAAAUGUUCUCACAGUGAUAACUGCAGUGUGUAGAACUCUUACUACUAUUAACAGUGACAGUGCACUGGUCAAAUUCUUGUGUUGUGAGGUAUGAAAAAAAAUGUGGUUGAACCAUGAGAUGUAAUAGUUGGUAAUGGUUCUUGCCAGAAAAUGUGAUUAUCUCAGUUACCUUCGUGAAUCUUACCUGGUGGAAAUGGAAACCCACUUCCCAAAAGUUGUCUCCUGAGAAUCACAUGCACACAUCCUAAUGAACAGAGAGUGAGAGAUGGAAAUGAGCAAAGAAAUAAUGACAUUUUCAUAAGAGCAGAGACAUAACUAACAAAUACAAUAUUUUAAUGUGAAAAGAAACAGAUUGUGAGACUUGCAAAAGUGUAAUUUUAACGCCCAAUAUUUUACUAUUUAUAGUAUGAAAACCACUUGCAGUAUGAACAAUAAUAUCUUUUUUUGGUGGUGGUUUUGUUUUUUUUCUUUAGCUGGCUAAGGCAGCAGCAGCUUUGAAAACAGCUGUAGUGGUUAUAUACUUGAGAAUGGCCCAGUAGGCUAAUAAGUGUUCCCAUUGGUGGAACUGUUUGAGGAUGAUUAGAAGGUAUGGCCUGUUGAUGAAUAUCUGUCAGUCUAGACAGGUUUUGAGAUUUCCAGACAUUGACACUCCUAGUGUUGUCUCUCUGCCUCCUGAUUAUAGAUUAUCACGUGAGCUCUCACUUGUUCCUACCACCAUGCCUUUGCUCCGCCAUCACAGGCUCUAACCUUCUGCAAUUAUAAGCCCAAUAUGACAAAUCAUUUUAAAAGUUCCUUCACUAUUUCUGAUGUGUCACAGCUAUAGAAAGAAACUUAGACAACCACCUUGAGGCUUUAAGAAGAACCAAUUCCAGUCAAAAAAAUUUAUUGCAGACUUGUGAAAAAGCUGGGUGUCAUUUAAAAUGAGAUAAAAGUUAUGAAACUUUUCUCAUAUACUUGAAUCUUAUAUCAGAAAUAAAUACUUUCUGGAAGUUAUCCCAGGAAUUUCAGAAAAAAAAGUUUAAAAGAAGUACAUUAAAAUUUUGAACAUUUUUAUUAUUGGCUCAUUCCUAUACAGGAGAUUUACUUUGAAUUGUUUUAUUAGGAAGGCAAGACAUGGUUUCUGUGGUUACUCCAGGUUAUCUUCUCACAUCUGAAGAUUUGGAGCUAGGAAGCACAAAUGACAGAAGAAAAGAGAGAUUUAUCUUUCUGAGUCUGGGUUAGCACACUCAUUUUCUAUUUGAUUCCAUCUACCAAACAGUUUUUCAAUUUAGGAAUUCUUUGUGCCUGAAUAGUAGAGGGAAUAGCUGGAUGUGGCUGACAUGAGGGGGCACAUGUGAAAUCCUUGGAGGAAGAGAUUUCUAAUUAGGGAUGAAUUGAAGACAGUCAAUACAGGAGAGAAAUGAGGGACAAAUACCAAUGUUGUUUGGUAAUGGUUAAGAAGUAGUUAUUUUGUAAACAUCCAAAAUUUUAUACCAUACAUAGUGUGAAUAGUAAAUAUAUCUAUUAUAGAAAAUGUAAUAAUGAUAUAUAAUAUAUAAUAAAGGUGUGAAUACAAGAUUAUGUACACUCAUGGGUAAACACAGGCACAUAUUAAAUGAGAUUAUGUCACUUGUCUUGACAGUCCCUACCCCCAAGAACGCUACAUUAUUAAAAACAAUAGUACCAGGCAUGAGGAAUCUCCAUUUGAGUAUUUCAUGAUAGUCUAUGUAAUUCCUCAAGUAAUUUAACAUAUGACUCUUUCCUUUGGUCAUAUCUGAGAGGUUUAAGGUAAGUCGUAUUUGCCAAAGCAUCCCACGUUUUGGAGUAGGACUGGGAAGGGCUAACCUGGAUCUAACAUCAAAACCACCUUCAUUAGUCUGUCAUAGUAAUAGAUACAGUGCAAUUUGGCAAGUGGGAGAAGUAGUCAAUAGGCCUCCCAGCUGUGACUUCUGCUGUGAUUUAGAUGAGAAUGCCCCCCAUAGAUUCCUAUAUUUGAAUGCUUGGUUACCAGUUGGUGGAACUGUUGGGAAGGAUUAGAAGAUGUGGCCUAGUUGCAGAGGGUUAGUUACUGGGGUUGCUUUAAGGUUUCAGUGCUGACAUUGUUCCAAGUUAGCUCUUUCUCUCUGCCUCCAACUUUUAUAUCAUGAUGUAAGCUCUUAGCUAAUGUCCAUUACUAUGCUUGCCUGCCUGCUGCCAUGUUACCUGUAAUGAUAAUCAAGGGCUGUAACUUUUGGAAACAUGAGUGCCAAGAAGUGUUUCCUUUCAUAAGUUUUGGUCAUGAGGUCUCUUUGCAACAAUAGGAAAGUAACUAAGAACCAUAUGAAGCCAAACAGUGAUCAGCUUGGCAAGAUAUCAGUAAUGGUGCAAUAGUAGCAUCCAUGUCUUGUUGGUAACCAGCUACUGUAUAAUUAGAUUUAAGGCUUGCCCAACAGGAGGGGAAUCAUGCCUGGAACUAGCAAUGAUACCAAUGAAUCAGGAUAGUGAGAUCAUGAAUUUUAGAGAACCUACUUCUGCCACUUUCCAGGACUCCACAUAAUUCCUGAGUCUUAAAACUUAUCUUUAUACUCACAGAAGUAUAGCCCAUACCUUUCUGUAAACAAUCUCUCUAGAGCAAACAGACAAUUCCAGCCUUGCUUUAUUCUCCUCUUGCAUUUUGAGGAAAGGGGGAUGUAGAUUUGGAUACUUUCUAUUUUUACAGUGAUAUAAUCACUGAAUAAAAGUUGUAUCUGCUUCUUGUCAGUCUUAGUUCCUUUCCAGGUACUCCUCACCUCAUAUUUUCUCUAAAUUUGUUGACUUUAUGUUAAAGUUUUUAAUUUUGUUUAUUGAAAGAAUAGAUUAAGUGAAUGUAAUACCAAGGUCCAAGACAAGGAAGGCAUGUACGUUAAUCCCCCUGUUGUGAUACUGAUGAUGGGCAGUUCCAUUCUCUGACAUACACUGACCAAAAUGUAGCCAUGUGACUUAAGGAAAACUGUAAACAUGAUAGAAGUAAGGUCUGAAGGAUGUCCUUUAGGGGUUGCAUGAGCUAUGUCAUCUCUUGAUACCAACUUUAAAAUCAGCAUCAAAUAGCAAUUGCUUAGUGAUCUAAGUGUUUAAAAGAAUUAUCCAUUAUAACUAAAUACUAAUCUUUAUGAUUAUAUUAGACUUUUAGAUUUUUUUUUUUUUUGGUCUUUUUGAGACAGGGUUUCUCUGUGUAGCUUUGCGCCUUUCCUGGAACUCACUUGGUAGUCCAGGCUGGCCUCGAACUCACAGAGAUCCGCCUGGCUCUGCCUCCUGAGUGCUGGGAUUAAAGGCGUGCGCCACCAUCGCCCGGCUUAGAUUAUUUUUUAACCAUUUAAUGAUAAUGUCUCCACACAGUAGGGUGGGAAUACUAGACCCCCAGAGUAGGUUCUUUUAUUUUACAGACAUUUCACAUUGUAGCUGAAAGUUUUCCUGUGCUCACCUGGCUCCAAGAUCCCACAGCCUCUUAUAAAAUUCCUGUGUCCCGCCUGGUCCUGCAACCACUCAGACCCAAGUAAACACCUAGAGGCUUAUAUUAUUUACAAAUGAUAUGGCCUAAUGGCUCAGGCUUCUCACUAGCUAGUUCUUAUAUCUUAAAUUAACCCAUUUCUAUAAAUCUAUACUUUGCCACGUGGCUCUCGGCUUACUAGUAUCUUUACAUCUUUUGUUUCUCAUGGCGGUGGCUAGCAGCAUUUCCUCUGCUCUGUCUUUCUCCUUUCUCUCCAUCUGUUUGGAUUUUCUGCCUGCCUCUCAGCUGCCUUGCCAUAGGCAAAAGGGCUUUAUUUAUCAACCAGUCAGAGCAACAGUUUUUUCCACAGCAAACAGAAAGAUAUUACCUCAUCAUCACAUAACAUAACCAUGAGAUUCUAAAGGAAACGGUUUACCUUUUUUUUCCAAAUAUUGUAGCUACAUGAUUACAUUUUCCCCAAUAAUUCCAGAUUCAAUAAAAUAUUAAUGACGUAUCUGCUAAAGCAAAUUACAUUUUGUUUUAGAAAAAGAAUUCAAGUUUACACCCUGACAGUUAAGGCCUCUUGUGAAUCCUUACUUUCUGACUGGAAGCUUAGGCCUGGAUGACUAAUUAAAGCUGGAUUUCAGUGGAAACCAUGCUAUCCCAGUUCUCAGUAAGCCUUUAGGCCUUGGUUCUAGUCAAAUUAACUGGAAUCAACCAAUGUAAUGGCUCUAUUGCAUUGUCGUCUAUUAGUAAUACUCAAACUGCCUCAGCUACUAUUACGUUUACCAGGUCUCAAAUAAGCAGGAGAUAUGAGUUUCCAACCUUUGAAGCUUUUGACACCUGUCAGUAUGAUAUUUAGAGUGGUAUUAAUUGUUUUAUAAUAUCUUAAAAUGUUAGUUUUUUGGGUUUUUUUUGUUGUUGUUUUUUUUCGAGACAGGGUUUCUCUGUGUAGCUUUGCGCCUUUCCUGGAACUCGCUUUGUAGACCAGGCUGGCCUCAAACUCACAGAGAUCCGCCUGGCUCUGCCUCCCGAGUGCUGGGAUUAAAGGCGUGCACCACCACCGCCCAGAGAUUUCUAUAAAAUGAAUAUUACUUUGAUCAUGAAAAAUAGUUUUCAUUCAGGUAUGAGUUAACACUGUUACAGAAAUAUCAACCAUUUAUGUUGAGAAUUUUUUUAAUUUUACUUUAAUUAUGGUGAUUCUUAUGAGUAACCAAAAUAAUACGUCAAAAAUUUGUUUUAUUUCACUUGGCAUGAAUCUGGAUAAUAUACAUAGUAAGUCCUUGUUGAAUGAAUUGCUAUAGAUUACUUUCCAGAAGUAUUUUUCUAAAAUUUUUUAAUUUUAUUUUUCAUGCCUGUGGGUAUUUGGCCUGCAUGUUUCUUUGUACCUCAUGUACAUAUCUUGUGCCCAUGGAAGCCAACUUGGCUCUUUUUCUAUGAAAUUUCAUUUUUCUUUGUUAGGAUGACAGGAUAUAAAAUACCAAUCAAAAGUCACAUUCAAAUCUAAGAAUGUUUAUUCUAUACAAAUAAAAUUGUCUAUGCUGGUAAGUAUUAAAAGAACAAUAAUACCUCAUUUCUAAGAUAAUUUAAACUUAUAACAUUAAGAAGUAAGACUGAUGAACUGUCUACAUGUGUUCUCCUCUUUAAUAAUUUGUUUUCCCAAGUUUGAUUUUGUCCAAUUUAAUGUAAAGAAAAAGCUAAUUUAAAUACCAAAAUGGUGAUGUCUGUUCAGCCUCCUUAAAGUCUUACCAAUAAUUAGUUUAGGCUCUAUGUCAUUGACAUCCAAGUUUCUUAGAUUACAGUCAUAUCUUUAAAAGGACAGACUUUAGAUUAAGGAUUGCUGAUGCUAGUAAAAUAUGAUCAAAGAUCUAACCUACAGCCUAAUCUAAAAAUGAAAAUUGAUAUAUCUUUGCCUUUAAAAUGGUCUUCAUGAUACCUAUACAUGUAUGUAUUUUUGCAUGUUCUUUUUUAUAUUGUUUCCAUAGUAUAAUUUGGCUUAUAAUUAAGAGGUAUUUUAAUUAAAACUUCCAAGUUGGCCUAAAUUUCUUUUAUUUUUUAGUGUAAUUAGAGCCUUUUGAAAAUAAAAGUUAAAUUAAACAUGAUCCAACAUGAUAUUUGAUUAGUCAUCACCUCAGCUUUGCAUUUAUAAGAAGUCUAAAAUGCCCUUGUUUCUCUCAGGACAUAAUACCUUCUAUACCAGGGUUCAAUUUCAUUAUUAUGAACAAUAUCCUCAUCUUGGAAAGAGUUCAUUAGGCUUUACCAUUCCUAAAAUGUAAAGACUGAGAAAAUAAAUUAGCCCUGUGAUUUCAGUUUCCUAAGUAAUUAAUAUGGUUAAAAUAUAUCCCCAAGUACUCUGUUUCUUCAAAAUAUUUGUUUAUGUUUUCAACUAAAUGUCAGAAUGCUAAUUAACAAAUAGAGCCUUAUGUCAAGUUUAUUUAAGAGUCUUUCCUUGUCAAGCUUGAGCCAAGUAUUAUAUAUCAGACAAAUAACAUUUUAUUUAAAAAACCCCUUAGAUGUAUGUAUUUUAUUUUAUAUGUAAAAAUGUUUUGCCUACAUGUAUGUAUGCUCACUAUGCUUCAUUCCUGUGUAAGUCAGAAGGGGACCAGAUUCCUUGGAACUGAAGUUGUUGUUGAUUCUGAGUCUCCAAGUCAUUGCUGGAAAUUGGACCUUUGUCUUCUGUAAGAACAAUAAGUUCUCCUAACCCUGCACCAUCACUGUAGCAGCAGCAACUCAACUUUCAAACAGAGUUUUUAAAAUAUUUGAUCAACUGUCCUUCUGGGUGUUUGAUAUGCAUACUUGGAAACUCAUAUCAAUGUGGACAAUGACCAGAAGAAUAAUGUUUUGGACCCUAUCUCUAGUUCUUAUAAGUCCUAUGGGAUGUCAUGACACCUUGACUUUUCCUCCAGCUCUGAUAAAUCUCCUGACUCUGGUUCAGAGAGGUUGUGAGAAGGAAGAAUCAGAUGUUGGAUCUAAGCCAUGUAUACUCUGGACAAUGGAGAUUCAACAUGGGGAGAAAAUGCCAUCAAUGUUCCCAAGAGAAGUACUAUGGUCCACAAGGACUCUGACUCAUCUCAGAAGGCAAAACCCCUGUUAAAGGUUAAAGUAGAUGGUGACGCCUCUCAACCAAAAACUCAAGGACUGGAGUCUAAUUUGGCCUUAACAUCACAUGCUAUAAUAACAACACUAUUUUUAUAAAAGUAAGAAUAGCAAGUCAAAACAAUUAUAAUGAUGGCGAUAGUUAAUUUUUUGCCAUCCACAUCAGGAAAGUAUAACCAAAGAUGAAAAUGGUAUCUAUUAGACAAAGCUGUCCUGGACUUCCAAAGGGACAAAUGAUAAUUGAGGCCUUGACCAUUCUUUCCUACCAAUUGAGUCCUGGGUAAGAUGUAUUAACAUAUUGUGUAGAACAAUCUUAGCCACCCCAAGUAUAAUGCCAAAAUAUGCUUUAUAUUGAUCCCUUUAGAUGGGUUUACCUAAAUCUAUCAUGAGUCACAUCAUUUUCAUACUCUGAUUUUCUUAUUUUUCUUUCACUGCUGUAGGUACUCAGUGGUUAAAACUCCAAACUCUCUUUUCAUCUCUUCCACCAGCUGAUAGUUUCUCCAGGUUCUUUGUUUCUCACUGCAUUUUUAAUAUGUAGUCUCCAGCUAUUUUUUUGUUUUGUUUUGUUUUGUUUUCAUAGUCCAACAGAUCAUCACCCACUCCUGUCACUGACAACUAAAAACAAUUAGAAAGCCAUGUCUCACCAACAAACAUGUGCCAUGACUUUCUUGGUAUCCCUUGCCCUUUCAGAGAUCACAGAUUAUCAUACUUAUGCUACUAUUAUAUAAACUUUAGCAUCUUUGAAAAGGUUUGAGACAUUAAGUGGGACAUUAAUGUAGGUUCUUCUUGGUCUUGAGACAAAGCAUUCUAUAUAAUUAUUGAAACCUUAAGCUCUAAAGGAGCAAAAUACUCAGAUUAACAGCAUUCUGCAACUUUAUCCUCAUGGGAACUAAUAUAAAGAGAGACCAUGAAAGCAGAGUUAAAAUUCACGUCAGUAUUUUCUUAAAUUGAGAUGUGGGGAGGAUGGGCAGGGGAGAGAGGGUGAGAGGUUUUCUGCUAGAAACAUUUCAGCUGGUCAUGGCAGGGUGGACAAAUAUUCUGUGCAGCCAGGUCCUCCCAAGCGGUCUAACUGGGGGUCAAAGCCCUCUGUCCCUUGGCCUUUUUUUGCUACCAGUAUGCCAAGAGAGGCCACUGAAACACAAUUCCAAGAAAUGGCUGGUGGUGAUCCACUUCCUUAGUGAUGGGCUAGCUGAGCUGCCCCUGACCUUAGGUUAUUUUGUAUUGUUGUUUGCCUGCUUGAUUUUUCUGUUUUGUUUUUGUUUUUACCUCAUAAUGGAAAUAACAAAAUAUAGAUUGUUCAUGGUCCCUUCAUGAGAAAAAUUCUCAAAAAAGCCCAACCUCUAAUACAGUAACAAUUACAAUUAGAACAUUAAGCAGUUAAGUCAAUGUAGUAAAAUUUCCUGAGGUUUUAGUCAUUCAGAAUAUGAAUGAAAUUUUCUUCAUGUAUAAUAAAUAUGUAAAUGAAUGCUUAACUUUCAUAGUAAAUGACCUAAAAGAGCACAUUAUAAUUUUGAGUUAGAUCAAUUGGAUAUGCUCUUCUCUGCUUAUCAAAACUAAGGAUAUUUGUCUCUGCUCUUUAAGUUACUUUCUGGAGACUCCAUUUAAAUUAUACAAAACAUGUAUCACCUGAAGCUAAGGGGAUCACUAGCUUAUUAAAUGAUGCUGCUACUAAAGUGAUAGCUCAUAAAAAUUAAUCCCUUAGUGCUAAAGAGCCUGUAUAGCUAAUUGUGCCACUAAUUGAAAAUCAGGCUGAUUAUUUCUCCACACAAUAGUUAAUUGGCAGCUUACAUUGAUAUUCUACUCUAUCACAUGAAGGAUAGAGAUAUCUCUUGGGCGUGUAUAUAAAGUCUUUAUCUCAGGAUUUACAAAUUCAUUGGGUAUGUUUGGUUUAAAAGUCUGUAAAAUCUCUAACAAAAAUUUAGCUUAAACUUGUAACAAAAGGCUGAUAGUUAAAUCUAUACAAUGGUAAUUUUAAUUUGCUAUAAUAUACUACAUAUAUGAGUCAAUGCUUGUUUAAAUAAUAUGGGUCUCCUAAAGUAUACUGUGUAUACAUAACUUAAAUUCAUCUCUUGUUUAGGAAAAUAGAUGUUUUUGAAUAGCAACCACAAGGCUUGCCUCUGUCUAAGCAACCACAAGGCUUGCCUCUGUCUUCACCAAUGACCUCCUCAGGAUGGAAAAGACCAUGUGGCUGACAGCCAUCUUUAGUAUAUGCUAUGUAACUUCACCAUCAUCUUAAGAAGACCAGCUGGUAUAAAACAACUGAAGCAGCACCUGUAUUACUUCUUAGUCAUGCUGAGCCCUCUGCUUAUUUUAUCUUCUUUUUAAAUGAAGGGGGCAACAGAAGGUCUGCAACAUAUUUUGCAUUAAAAUGAAUUUUUAUAUGAUAAAUUCCUAAGGAUAUAAAGGCAUACUCAGGCUAACAAAAACUAGCUUAAAUAUGUACAUCUAACUACUAUGUCUUUGCUAACUAUAUAUCUACCCACUUACGUCUUCACUAAGUAUUCUAGAUAAUUUUAAAUAAAACCAGCAUGUUUCAUAAAUAAGGUAUGUUUAAUAAACAAGGUCUGAAUUCCUAAGGUCUAUUCAGGCUAGAAAAACUGAUUUCAAAACAUAUGUCUAACUUCUGUAUUUGUGGCUGUAUUUAUGAUUUAAAGUUUUAUUGUGAUGAUAAUUGAUCUUCAAAUUUGAAGGCUCAAAUUUAAUGAAUAUAUAUCACCAAAAUCCUCUUAUAAAAGCUACUAGCUCAUAAACGUGGAAGACAAUUAAGAAAUACAAGUUAAUAUAUCUUAUAAAUGAUCAAAUUAUUUAAUGUGCUCAGAACUAUAUUUAAGAGUCAUGAUAUUUAAACGUAACUCAUAAACAGAAGCUUUGUUUAGCCUUCUGCAUAUGUCUUCAAGGUUAAGCCUAAAGCAAGUGACUAAAACCAAAUAAUGUUUGUUUGAAAUUGGACAUACUUAAUAGAUUGUCCUCAAAAUCCUCCAAGAUAUACUAAAUAUAGCAUUUAAGAUGACCCAUGAUUAAUAAAAAAAUCAUCUGAAAUUAUAAUUCCAGCUCUAAUUUAUCUUUCUCAGAUCUCUGGUGAUAUUGAUAACUAACCAGAACUUCAUCAGUUUAACAGCAGCAUUAGCAAAACAAAUAACUGUAUCUUGUCUUUCAUUACUAAAACUUCAUUUUUAAAUUUUAUAUUUUUAUAUAGCAUAACAAUUGUUAAAAUAACAAUGUAAAUAGAUGUGAUCAAUUUUUUUAAAUUAAGUAGAAAUAAAUUGAAAUUUAAAAAUUAAAAAAAAUUGGUUAAUAUGAUGGCUAAAAUAUGCAAGCAUAAUUAUAUGUUUCUAAAAUUACUCUGGAGACAAAAAUGGUCAAACUAAAAGUACAUUUAAUAAAAAUUAAAUUAUUUAAAAGUUUUCACUUAAAAUUAUUUUUGAUACAGCAUGAGAAUCCGUUACAUCAUACUGUAUACAAAAUGUAAUAAAAAUUAAAGCCUUCUAACAACUUCCUCCAUAAAACUGUCGUGCUUUGAUAUUGUUUACAGUUAAUUUUUGUUUGAUAUUGUUAGCUUCAUGGUAAUUACAUAUAUGUGAAUAAACAUUUUCUGUGUAACAUUUUGUAGAUUUUUAAUAAAUUUUUAUAGUUUGUAUGUGUGUGCCAGCCCACACAUUCGUGCAAGUGCCAGAGGUCAGAAGAGGCUAUAGUGCCAUCAUUACCAGGAUGUCCCCCCACAAGACAACAGUGCCUUGGGUCAGUUAUGGGCAUGGAGAUAAACCACUACAGAGACAGUUUCACGGAACAUCAUCUGCUCUAUUGUACAUAAAUAACUGCAUAUAUAGUGGAAGCCUAUGGACUGUGAUUGGUUAGCACAUUACCUCUGAUUGGACAGUGAGCACUCAUACCACCAGAGUCUCUAUACAGAAGAAGCACAUUAAAGGAGACAUGGUGAGUGUCUCAUGUGUAGCCUAGCUAUGAUCUACUCAUGAUAUUUCAGAAUUCAGUGAUCUGACUUCUGAGAAUACUCAGGAACAUGUGCCAUGCUUCUUAAUUAGAAGGACAGUAUGCCAGAUGGGCUGGAUGGGACAUAACCGACAUUUCCUCCUACAGUGUAUGAUGCCCAAGAACUAUAAGCAGUUGUGAACUGCCUGAGAAUAUUAAGAUACAAACUCCAAUAUGCUGAAAAGAGCAGUAAGUGCUUUUAAUUUUUGCAUUAUUUCUACCCCUGCAUUUAUAUAAAUUCUGCUUUGUACUCACAGGAUUCAUCAAAUAAACAUUUGCAGUGUUUUAUUUUUCAA